CCAUCCCUACUUCCCCUCCUACAUCUCCCUUUUCAACGAACAGAAGGAAGUGCAGAGAGAUCGUCACUACGAAACCCUAACCCUAGCCUUUCUUCCGUCUUGAACAGACAUCGAUAACCCCGACCGAUGUCGAUUCCGCCGUCGUCCUCGGCCUCCUCUGCUUCGCAAUUCACCUACUCAGCUCCGUCGACGUCCUCGACCCAAACGAACAGUUCGUAUUUCCCUACGCCAUUUCAUCUCCAGCAGCCAUACGUUGUUGCGGCCCCGCCUGCCCCAGCCCCAGCUCCGCCUGCUGUUGGUUCCGUCUACACGGCCCCCGUUGGUCCCGUUUACUCUAUCCCCCAAUUCCAGCAGGCUCAGCAGCUGUUCCAGAGAGAUGCACAAACGAUUACGCCGGAAGCACUUGAAGGUGUGAAGGCUGCACUUGCAAGCAGCGAGAGUGAACACAAAGCGGAAACAAAGAAGAGAGCUGUUCCCCGGAAAGCUGCUGGUCAGUCUUGGGAAGAUCCCACUCUGGCAGAGUGGCCUGAGAGUAAGAUCAAGCCCGCCGGUUUUCCUUUCCCGUGCUUGUUGAAGUUGAAUACGUUACUUGUGCGAGCUGCUAAGUCAUCGUUUUUGCAACUUACAGAUGAUUAUAGGCUAUUUUGUGGCGAUCUGGGUAACGAGGUGAAUGAUGACGUUAUCUCAAAGGCAUUUUCCAGGUUCCCUUCCUUCAACAUGGCCAAGGUCGUGAGAGACAAGCGAACUGGGAAGACAAAGGGCUAUGGAUUUGUGAGCUUUUCUAAUCCUACAGACCUUGCUGCAGCUUUAAAGGAGAUGAAUGGUAAAUAUGUUGGCAAUCGUCCCAUCAAACUACGCAAAAGCAACUGGAAGGAGAGGACAGACUACGAUGCAUUAGGGAGACCCAAGAGCCACCAUCAGAAGAAGCCCAAGGCUUCAAAGAAGAGUGUACUGCACAAGUAA
Molecule: messenger RNA, 963 nt
Organism: Linum tenue
Lineage: Eukaryota; Viridiplantae; Streptophyta; Magnoliopsida; Malpighiales; Linaceae
Source: the annotation of a GenBank genome assembly